Molecule: messenger RNA, 336 nt
Organism: Penicillium nucicola
Lineage: Eukaryota; Fungi; Ascomycota; Eurotiomycetes; Eurotiales; Aspergillaceae
Exons: 1
Coding region: 1-336 (111 amino acids)
Source: RefSeq, a predicted model, not a curated record
AUGCUCCCCCGGUACCCCCCCAAUACCCCCCCGUCCCGGGGCGGUCACGUGUACCCUCAAGUCGCCAUUGCGACUUCGCCGCGCGCGCUGCGCGUCUCAAAGCCCGCUCCCCCGUGCCGUGCACCUCUUCCCCUCCCCUCAUCCCUGGUGCGCUCUCUCCACCUGGCCAUUUGGCCAAGUCCUCCGCUCCCGCCAACUGGCGACCUCCCCCCGGUGACUACGCCCGGCCCCUCCCUGGGCCACGACGCGCCCCCGGGGGGCCCCGCCCCGGAGCUAGCGACCCGGGGGACCCUACCCGUGGAGGGGGGCUGCUCGAGGAUCAUAGGGGCGACGUAG